Trichoderma aggressivum f. europaeum is the source of this 984-nucleotide messenger RNA. RefSeq lists its product as uncharacterized. The transcript has a single exon. The coding region runs from base 1 to 984 and encodes 327 amino acids. The record is from RefSeq and is a predicted model, not a curated record. NCBI's taxonomy places the organism in Eukaryota, Fungi, Ascomycota, Sordariomycetes, Hypocreales, Hypocreaceae.
AUGCCGAGGUUUUUGGUACCCGAGAGGGACAGCGUGUAUCCCUCAAAAGACUCUCAAUUCCGCCGUUCAUUUUAUCAACCAUUGCACAAGAAUCCACCGCGACUAACGAAAGAAGGAUACAUUCGCGCGCUUGAGCUUUACGGAAAAGAAGACAAUUUACUCAAUGCUCUGAAAAGCUCAGUAGCCCGUUUCAGCGAAUGGCGAAGAGAUAACCCGGGCGACCUUGCCGAGUACCGUCGUUAUGCCAACGAGAGAGGAUACGACUGGGAGAACGGCACGGUGGACGACAAUUCCUACUACACCUCGAAUAUUCAAGCUCAAAACACUGAGUUUGCCCAAGGGAAUCUUACUACCUCUCAAACCGCAGCGACAGAGGUGUCUUGGGUAGAGUUUCCCCAACCAGAAGAGACUUCUCCCGGUGAAGAAGAACAUGUGACGAACAGAAAGCCUCAAAGAGUAUUCAUUGCAAAGAAGCGCCAAGAAAGUAACAACACUCCGACUGGACAGGAACGCGUAACUCGUCCCCAAGCAACUGCUUCCAAACCAGCCUCCUCUAGAUCAGGCAGCAGUCGCAGACAGGCGAUCGUGGUGGAGGAUGAAGAGCGCCCAUACCUGCUGCAAGGUGCCGUUGGCAAUAUGGCGUGGAAAGACGGCGAAAGCGCGGCAAAUGCUUCUGGUGUUGCAUACAUCGCCACCGCAGCGAUGAAUACGUUGAGACACGUUGUACAGAACGAAGGGCGAAUCGAGGGAAGGGAUCUCGAAAUUGCGCAAGAAUUAGUCGACUACAUCAGCGCUGAAGACAUGGAACAGUUCCGCAUUCAGCUGAGGAAUGUCGUGCAGAGAGACAAUUCUUCUGGAGGUCUCCGUAACAGCUGGCUUGAAGAAGAGCAGCAAGAGGCGCCUCUGUCUCUCCAACGCACGCUUUCUGCGUAUGCAUACAAUCCGUCUCGAAAGAGACGAUCACGCUUUUUCGCGGAUUCGUAA